AUGCAUCCAUUUUGGAAGCUCCUGAUCCUCCUCUGUUUGCUGUCCUUGCCCUCAGCACUGCACAAGCAGCCCUGGCCUGGCCUGGCCAAGGCCCACGCAAACAGCAAAUCCACCCUGGUGAGAAUUAUUACCCAGGGCCUCAUGAAGCACAAUGCAGAGGGCCGAAUUCAGAACAUCUGCCUCCUGGACAGUCUGAAUAACUCAAAGCAGGUGACUGCAGGGAUGGUGGCCUGGCUAAUCGGUGGUAGCAUGAGCCUCCAGCAGCAGCAAGAAGGCAGCGCCAACAUCACCAACAUUCAGCUGGACUAUGGCAGGAUCCAGAUGUCUGUCCCUAAGGAGUGGUUCUCAGCAAACAUCUCACUUGAAUUUGACAUUGACUUGAGAGUGCCCUUCAAAAACAAGACUGCAACAACACAUGCACGCAUGAACCUCUCUGUGGAGUUCUGGCUGGAGAAAGAUGAAUUUGGCCGGAGGGAUCUGGCGAUAGGCAAUUGCCGCGUGGAGCCCAGCAGCGUCCAUACAACAGUUCUAACUGAAGAUCUCUCAGCACAGGUAAAACAUUUUGUCCGCAAUUUUAGACAAAAUCUGGAAAAAGUUAUCCCACAUCUAAUAGAAGAUCAGGUAUGCCCUCUAAUUGGUGAAAUCCUCAGGCAGCUGGAUGUGAAACUGCUGAAAAGCCUCAUCGAAUAG
Molecule: messenger RNA, 690 nt
Organism: Myotis lucifugus (little brown bat)
Lineage: Eukaryota; Metazoa; Chordata; Mammalia; Chiroptera; Vespertilionidae
Gene: BPIFA3
Product: BPI fold containing family A member 3
Exons: 7
Coding region: 1-690 (229 amino acids)
Molecular function (GO): lipid binding
Source: RefSeq, a predicted model, not a curated record